Messenger RNA from Suillus discolor, 1368 nucleotides. RefSeq lists its product as uncharacterized. The transcript has 5 exons. The coding region runs from base 81 to 1085 and encodes 334 amino acids. NCBI's taxonomy places the organism in Eukaryota, Fungi, Basidiomycota, Agaricomycetes, Boletales, Suillaceae. The record is from RefSeq and is a predicted model, not a curated record.
CUCAUUUUAGUGAACUACCCUUCUGCACUGCAGUUCAAGGAAUCAUUUGCGGUGGCUUGGCUCAGCUUUACUCUCAGUACAUGCUUGGAGUUGGUCUACGAUGGGAUCGACUUCGUUGGGCAUAUGAGUUCGAUGUCGCGAUGCGAACUAAGAGCGCAUCUGACUUGAGCGGCCUCAGCCGAGAGGAAAAGAAGAAGGCCCAGUGCUCCUUUGAACCAGGCGAAAUCGCUCACAUCGAUGGUGGCGGUGGAAUCACGGCUGCCUUCUACGAAUUCUUGGAUCGUGACAACUUUCCACUGACACCAAUAGAACGGCGAUACAUGCGCAUUCUUAACGACAGCGCUCCCGAUAUUAGCAAAUAUUGCCUUGUCCUCCAACGUCUCAGCGCAGACACAUUCAUUGUGUGCUACAUCGCGUCUUUCGGUGGUGUUGUAUACGGCACCGGCCUGUCUCCAGUAACUCGGUUUUUUUCCAUGGCUAUGGGCGACACACCUCCGUGGCCUCCCAAUUCAAGGCCUCUGCACGUUAUCCCGAGAUGGAUCGGAUCUGGCUUCAUAUUUGGUGUUCCCGUGGUCAGGAAAAAUCUGUCGAAGACAACUCAUUCCCGUGCUUCUCUUGCCCACGGAGAACUACAUAGGGUAAGAUCUUUUAUUGCAGAAAGGCUCAAGCUCUUCCAGCAGGCCCAUAAAGAAUUGCGUGCAAAAGAGCGCGAUUGGCACAAAGUCCGCAAGAAAACUGGUCUCAAAAUUGAUAGCUAUGUGGAUCCCGUGAUGUUGGACGUGGACCAACCAGGCAGGGUAGGCUCCAACCCUGCGAUACCCAGUAAAGUGCCCGUCCCUAGCGACUUUACGGAAUGUUCAAACUUCAAAAACAUGCUUCGGAUGAAGCGUGACAUCAAAGUGCCUUUUCUCCACAAGCGUCGUUUCUUGGAAGUUCCUCCGAGCAAUCACUUAGCCUGGUUACUGCAAUGGCAACGACAAGAUAUUACGUCUUCACGACUCUACCUCAAGCGUCUCACGCCUCGACACUCAUCUUAUCCUGUGCUUCGACACCUUCCACUCCCCUUUCGGUAUGUGAGACCUUGAGGACUGCAUAUUACUACGCUCUGCAUUGAACAGACCCCCCGGGAGAGUUCACUCAGUCCAACUUACAGAUAUUGGAGGAAUAUGGUAGUCCUAGAAGCCUCGUUCAGUCCCGCAUUCGACUACACUGGGACGGUAUCACUCUGGAUGUACGGGAGCAUACCGCGUCGUAUGAUUACAUUGUGGAGGUUGACAAAAACAUAUAUUGACAUCAACAUACUUCUGAGGUUGUAACACUGUUCACAACGAGAUCGAACGUCAUCACUGAGGACGGUAGUACUAAAGA